Molecule: messenger RNA, 7258 nt
Organism: Oncorhynchus masou masou (cherry salmon)
Lineage: Eukaryota; Metazoa; Chordata; Actinopteri; Salmoniformes; Salmonidae
Product: aryl hydrocarbon receptor nuclear translocator-like
Exons: 19
Coding region: 258-3326 (1022 amino acids)
Biological process (GO): regulation of transcription by RNA polymerase II
Cellular component (GO): aryl hydrocarbon receptor complex; cytoplasm; nucleus
Molecular function (GO): DNA-binding transcription factor activity, RNA polymerase II-specific; RNA polymerase II cis-regulatory region sequence-specific DNA binding; protein dimerization activity
Source: RefSeq, a predicted model, not a curated record
GACUUGGGCGCUUAUACAGUUAUUGCCGUUAGCCGUGAACGCCAUCUUGGAUCUAGAAGGUUUCUAAACGGGGAAAACAGGAAAAGGGACAGGAAAAUAGAUACUUUCGUUCUUAUUUUGUCAUUUCCCCCACUGGCUAAUGAAGAAACACGAGUCAUGACGUCGCCUCUUUAUUUGCUGAUAUAGUUCAAAUCGGUAAAUCUGAGUGGAUUGUGGACUGAGGAAAUUUCCGCAGUUUACUGUAACUUGGUUUGUUUAUGUUAUUCAACCCGGACAUGGACUCUGCUAACCCAGACAUACCAGAUGACUCUCUGGGUUUGGGAGCUGGUGGGGCUCAGGCAAGCAGCAGUGCUGUUGUGCCAAAAGGGUCCAAUAAGAGACGAGCUGCGCCAGACUUCGAUGAUGAUGAUGAUGGAAGCAAGCUCUUCAGGUGUGAUGACGAUGGAGGAGGAGGAGACAAAGAGCGAUUUGCCAGGGAGAACCACAGUGAGAUUGAGCGGCGGCGGAGGAACAAGAUGACUGCUUACAUCACAGAGCUGUCGGACAUGGUUCCCACCUGCAGCGCGUUGGCACGGAAACCAGAUAAGCUGACCAUCCUGCGCAUGGCCGUGUCCCACAUGAAGUCUCUGAGAGGGAGCGGCAACACUGCAGCAGACGGGACAUACAAACCAUCCUUCCUCACCGACCAGGAGCUGAAGCACCUGAUCCUGGAAGCUGCUGAUGGCUUCCUGUUUGUGGUGUCGUGUGAGAGUGGACGGGUCGUCUACGUGUCAGACUCCCUGACCCCUGUUCUUAACCAAUCACAGUCCGACUGGCUAGGCUCCUCACUCUACGACCAGCUCCACCCGGACGACGGAGACAAACUACGAGAGCAGCUCUCUACUGCAGAGAGUAACAAUACAGGGAGGAUGUUAGACCUGAAGACAGGAACAGUUAAGAAGGAGGGACAGCAGUCCUCCGUCAGGAUGUGUAUGGGAGCCAGACGAUCCUUCAUAUGUAGGAUGAGAUGUGGUUCGUGUCCAGUGGAGCCCAUGUCUAUGAACAGAUUGAAUUUCCUGCGGAGCAGGAACAGGAAUGGUCUGGGCCCACCCAAGGAUGGAGAGCCUCAGUAUGUGGUGGUCCACUGCACUGGAUACAUCAAGUCCUGGCCCCCCACAGGGGUGAAUCUAACAGAUGAGGAAGCAGACAAUAUUCAGGGGAGUCGCUACUGUCUAGUCGCCAUCGGUAGACUUCAGGUGACCUCUUGCCCGAGCGACACAGACAUGAACAGCAUCAGCGUUCCGGUGGAGUUCAUCUCUCGUCACAACUGCCAGGGCCUCUUUACCUUCGUAGACCACCGCAGCAUGGCCACAGUGGGCUACCAGCCUCAGGAACUGUUGGGUAAGAACAUCUUGGAGCUGGCCCACCCUGAGGACCAGGAGCUGCUGGGAGACAGCUUCCAGCAGGUGGUCAAGCUGAAGGGUCAGGUGCUGUCCGUCAUGUUCCGCUUCCUGUCCAAGACCAGAGACUGGCUCUGGAUCAGGACCAGCUCCUUCACCUUCCAGAACCCCUUCUCUGAGGAGAUAGAGUACAUCAUCUGUACCAACGCCAACGUCAAAACCUCGACUCAGGACACCCUCACCCCCCUCUCGUCCUCAGGGGUGUCUUUGCCCCCCUCGCUGGGGGAGAGCAGUCCUAACUUCCCCCCUGUAUCCCACAGCCCAGGGCAGGUGGCUGCCAGACAGUUGCAGCAGCAGCAAGCAGAGUUGGGGGGAGGAGGGAGAGAUGGUCUGUACGAGGCAGGACAGGUUACACUUCCACAGAUGCCUGUCCAGGCCGUGACCGCAGCUGGAACUGACCACAGUAAGACCAUGGACAAGGCAGAGAUGCACCCCUCCAUGUACCCCAACACAGACCAGGCCAAGUUCCUGCCCUCCACCUCUGCCCCUGGAGUACCCAUCUACCCUCAGGACAACAACAACUACACCACUGCCAACCGCUCCAACGACACAUACAGCAGGUCAGUAGGGAUGGCCCCUCAGAUAGGGCAGCCAUCCCACUCCGCAGGCCAGGUGCUGGCUCAGAUAGGGCAGCCAUCCCACUCCGCAGGCCAGGUGCUGGCUCAGAUAGGGCAGCCAUCCCACUCCGCAGGCCAGGUGCUGGCUCAGAUAGGGCAGCCAUCCCACUCCGCAGGCCAGGUGCUGGCUCAGAUAGGGCAGCCAUCCCACUCCGCAGGCCAGGUGCUGGCUCAGAUAGGGCAGCCAUCCCACUCCGCAGGCCAGGUGCUGGCUCAGAUAGGGCAGCCAUCCCACUCCGCAGGCCAGGUGCUGGCUCAGAUAGGGCAGCCAUCCCACUCCGCAGGCCAGGUGCUGGCUCAGAUAGGGCAGCCAUCCCACUCCGCAGGCCAGGUGCUGGCUCAGAUAGGGCAGCCAUCCCACUCCGCAGGCCAGGUGCUGGCUCAGAUAGGGCAGCCAUCCCACUCCGCAGGCCAGGUGCUGGCUCAGAUAGGGCAGCCAUCCCACUCCGCAGGCCAGGUGCUGGCUCAGAUAGGGCAGCCAUCCCACUCCGCAGGCCAGGUGCUGGCUCAGAUAGGGCAGCCAUCCCACUCCGCAGGCCAGGUGCUGGCUCAGAUAGGGCAGCCAUCCCACUCCGCAGGCCAGGUGCUGGCUCAGAUAGGGCAGCCAUCCCACUCCGCAGGCCAGGUGCUGGCUCAGAUAGGGCAGCCAUCCCACUCCGCAGGCCAGGUGCUGGCUCAGAUAGGGCAGCCAUCCCACUCUGCAGGCCAGGUGCUGGCUCAGAUAGGGCAGCCAUCCCACUCCGCAGGCCAGGUGCUGGCUCAGAUGUCCCGUCAGAACGGGGCACCCCCCUCCAACAGCAGCCCCCUACAGGGAGGGGCAGCGGUGAGCUGGCCGGGGUCAGCAGCAGGGGCUCGACCCCACUUCAACAACCAGCAGGUGGUGCCCCAGGCAGGGAAGGCCCUGUCUCCCCAGUUUGCCAUGGGGAGUUUUGUUGGGGGCUCUUCCUCCUCAUUUGGGGCGAUGCCCACCACUGCCGCUCCGACCCCCACCAUGGGGGCUAACUACCCAAAUAUCAACCCCCGCGCCAGCCUCAAUACCAACGGAUAUGAUGGCUUGGGGUCGGGGCAGCAGUUCCCCUCCAGGGCAGCGGAGGCAGUGUGGCCCCAGUGGCAGGGCCAGCAGCAAGCUCAGAACAGGGCAGAGCAGCACCCCCACACACAGAACAACCAGCCUGACAUCUUCCCUGAUGUUCUCGCCAUGCUGGACCAGCCGGCCAACUUCAACAACGAUGACUUUGAGAUUCCCAUCUACCCCUCUUUCAACGAGUGACCCCACAUACACUCUUCCAAUUACCUCCUCUGUCUCUCAAAUGGCUCCUCUCUCAUUUGGUGCACUUUUGCUCUCUUUCUUCGCCUUUCAUGAUCCAAAGAGAGCAUGUCUGAUUAUCGGUCAGAUGAUUGCACUGCCAGGGUGGAGAAAGUGAGUUAAUCAGGGAAAAGAGAGAGUGAAAUCAAGUAUAGGUAUGCAAAUGCAGGUUCAAUAAACACGUGAAAGGGGGGGAGAGAGAGAGGAGAGAUUCAGGGUUCAGCGAUAGUUGGGCAAAUGUAAAAUGACAUCUGUAGCUAGCACUGCCCAGGCUCCACAGCCAAUGGAUUUGUUGUAGAGGCCCUGAGGCAGGCACUGCUUCACCAGUAACACACAAUCCCACCUGAGCAUGUACAAAGCCCUGAGGCAGGCACUGCUUCACCAGUAACACACAAACAUGGCCUUUCACUAACCGAGUCAGCUGUGUGUUUAGAUCUAUGCUGCUCCACUGGUCUGUACAUCAUAUGGAUAGAUCAGUCCAAUCAUUCACUUGAAGUCUCAGGCAAUCCAGGUGAUCUACAGCGUUGGGGGAAUAUGUGGGAAUAUAUAUAUGGGAAUAUUCUGAUCUGAAGCCUGUGAAUAUCCUCUAUCUGCUCCCCUCGCUGUUUUAGCUUAGCGACCCGUAGCAUGUUCAAAAGGACACUGUCCUCACGCAGGCAGAUUUAUACGAACACUGUACAAAAACGUUAUAUUUGUACACAGUGUACAUUGACAAUGUCACCUAUGAAUGUGGUUAUGGUGGUUUCAGGUGGAAAAGAAGGUGAUGUCUAUGACUAGUGAGGGAGAGAGAGAUGACUAGUGAGGGAGAGAGAGAUGUCUAUGACUAGUGAGGGAGAGAGAGAUGUCUAUGACUAGUGAGGGAGAGAGAGAUGACUAGUGAGGGAGAGAGAUGUCUAUAACUAGUGAGGGAGGGAGAUGUCUAUGACUAGUGAGGGGGAGAGAGAUGUCUAUGACUAGUGAGGGGGAGAGAGAUGUCUAUGACUAGUGAGGGGGAGAGAGAUGUCUAUGACUAGUGAGGGAGAGAGAUGUCUAUGACUAGUGAGGGAGAGAGAUGUCUAUGACUAGUGAGGGGGAGAGAGAUGUCUAUGACUAGUGAGGGGGAGAGAGAUGUCUAUGACUAGUGAGGGGGAGAGAGAUGUCUAUGACUAGUGAGGGGGAGAGAGAUGUCUAUGACUAGUGAGGGAGAGAGAUGUCUAUGACUAGUGAGGGAGAGAGAUGUCUAUGACUAGUGAGGGAGAGGGAUGUCUAUGACUAGUGAGGGAGAGAGAUGUCUAUGACUAGUAAAGGGAAGAGAGAUGUCUAUGACUAGUGAGGGAGAUGUCUAUGACUAGUGAGGGAGGGAGAGAGAUGUCUAUGACUAGUGAGGGAGAGAGAUGUCUAUGACUAGUAAAGGGAAGAGAGAUGUCUAUGACUAGUGAGGGAGGGAGAUGUCUAUGACUAGUGAGGGAGAGAGAUGUCUAUGACUAGUGAGGGAGAGAGAUGUCUAUGACUAGUGAGGGAGGGAGAGAGAUGUCUAUGACUAGUGAGGGAGAGAGAUGUCUAUGACUAGUGAGGGAGGGAGAGAGAUGUCUAUGACUAGUGAGGGAGAGAGAUGUCUAUGACUAGUAAAGGGAAGAGAGAUGUCUAUGACUAGUGAGGGAGGGAGAUGUCUAUGACUAGUGAGGGAGAGAGAUGUCUAUGACUAGUGAGGGAGAGAGAUGUCUAUGACUAGUGAGGGAGAGAGAUGUCUAUGACUAGUGAGGGAGAGAGAUGUCUAUGACUAGUGAGGGAGAGAGAUGUCUAUGACUAGUGAGGGAGAGAGAUGUCUGACUAGUGAGGGAGAGAGAGAUGUCUAUGACUAGUGAGGGAGAGAGAUGUCUAUGACUAGUGAGGGAGAGAGAUGUCUGACUAGUGAGGGAGAGAGAGAUGUCUAUGACUAGUGAGGGAGAUGUCUAUGACUAGUGAGGGAGAGAGAUGUCUGACUAGUGAGGGAGAUGUCUAUGACUAGUGAGGGAGAGAGAGAUGUCUAUGACUAGUGAGGGAGAUGUCUAUGACUAGUGAGGGAGAGAGAUGUCUGACUAGUGAGGGAGAUGUCUAUGACUAGUGAGGGAGGGAGAGAGAUGUCUAUGACUAGUGAGGGAGAGAGAUGUCUAUGACUAGUAAAGGGAAGAGAGAUGUCUAUGACUAGUGAGGGAGGGAGAUGUCUAUGACUAGUGAGGGAGAGAGAUGUCUAUGACUAGUGAGGGAGAGAGAUGUCUAUGACUAGUGAGGGAGAGAGAUGUCUAUGACUAGUGAGGGAGAGAGAUGUCUAUGACUAGUGAGGGAGAGAGAUGUCUAUGACUAGUGAGGGAGAGAGAUGUCUGACUAGUGAGGGAGAGAGAGAUGUCUAUGACUAGUGAGGGAGAGAGAUGUCUAUGACUAGUGAGGGAGAGAGAUGUCUGACUAGUGAGGGAGAGAGAGAUGUCUAUGACUAGUGAGGGAGAUGUCUAUGACUAGUGAGGGAGAGAGAUGUCUGACUAGUGAGGGAGAUGUCUAUGACUAGUGAGGGAGAGAGAGAUGUCUAUGACUAGUGAGGGAGAUGUCUAUGACUAGUGAGGGAGAGAGAUGUCUGACUAGUGAGGGAGAUGUCUAUGACUAGUGAGGGAGGGAGAGAGAUGUCUAUGACUAGUGAGGGAGGGAGAGAGAUGUCUAUGACUAGUAAAGGGAAGAGGGGGAUAUGAAACUACAACCUGAUGUAUUCCUACAUAUACCCAGUAUAUAAGUCAAAUGUUUAUAUACGGUUAUAUGUCUACUGGAGGUGUUUGUAUAACUUUAUUGAUCUCAACCUGAAUGCACAGCAAUCCCAGGGUCCCUUUCUCACUCGUUUGUAUUCCUUCCUCUGUUGCCCAGGGUUUCCCAGCACACUCUUCCUCCUCUCACGCUCUUCCUCAAUCACCCUCCCAAGUGUGUUUUUUUUCUCUUCUACUUACACUAGGAAAAGGAAAAUGAAAACAAGACAUUGGAAAGCAAUAAUUUAUGAGCAGGAAUUGUUAUUUUUUAAAGCCAUUAUUUUUUGUUGUCCUAUAUGUUUUUAUCUUGAUUAUUGUUCUUGAAUAUGGAAAUACACAGGAAAUGGUAAGAUUUUGAUUGAUUGAAAUUUUCCCCAACUGAUGUUUUUAUUUUCUGACCUUUUGAUUGGCUCUUCCUGUUUUGUAACCAUCUCCAUUGCUACUUCGUGAUAGGUUGUUUUUGAUGUACAUUGAUCAGGGCAUCUUGUUCAGGACAGAAAGGUCUUGUUUAGAACUGACAAGAUUCCUCAUUCAACAUGACACAGAAUCAUGCCAUGAUGUUUGGCCUGAAAUUCAAGUCAUCCUAAUCAUGUUCCAAACACAUGAGUUUGGCAAUUAAUACACUUUUUUUUUUGCAGUAGAUUCAUCAAAGUUCAUCCUUAUCAAGAUAGUUUGACAUUCAUAAAUAUGAUCUAAAUCAAACAUUUGUUUUCUGAAAUCGAUUGUGAUGUUUAGUAAGUCACUAUAACACUCUUAUACAGGGAAUUAAGAAAUCUGAUUGGGCAACAGAGGGCUGUGAAUUUUAAGGUUCUGAAAUACAAAAAUUGUUAUUGUGUAGGCCUUUCAUUUUAAGUCUGAUAAUGUAUACGUCUGUGAGCGUAAUUCACAGACAUGCCGAAACAUGUGAAUUGUGUGUAAACCCAUCAUGUGUCAAUAGUCACACGAUGAAAAUGGCAGUUUGACUGUGUUGUCUUGUUAUUGUGUUAAACCACUUUGGUUGUUCCCUGUCCAGGUUUUUACAAUGAUGUGAGCUGCAGUUUAUAUAGCGCACACAGAUACACAAAUAUAGGAAUGUAUAUGAAAUGUAAAUGUUAAACAAGAGAAAGUGAAAUGUUUGGUUUUUCUAUUAAAUUGUUAUAUUGUCAAGAA